AUGACAGCUCUUUCAUUUUUUGCAGUCGCAGACACGACUGAUCUGAUGGAAUGGUCAGAUGAACACGAUGUUUUGCUGGGCCGGGAGAUACUUUUAGUCGACCCAUUUAAAGCUAAACCCCGAACAAAUCUCCGUGGUCAGUUAUGGACAAAGAUAGCAGAUUCUUUGAACGGUUUGAAGGUUCCAAAAUUUUCUGUAUCUCAGAGAUCUGUUCGUGAUCAUUUCAAACUUUUGGCUGAAAAAUUUAAAAAGAAAAUUUCAGCUGAAGAGCGCGGGUCUGGAAUAUCUCCAGAAAUGUCAGAGUUAGAUGUCUUACUGGAAGAAAUCCUUGAACUUGAGGAAAAACAAGAAGACAAAGAAAAUGCAGAAGAUAUGAGGUUGAAGGCCAUGGAGACUUUAAAAGAAACACAGAAGAGAAAAGCAUUAGCUGAUGGGAAUGAGAAAAGAGAAAAGAGAAGAAGCAAUGGGUCAGAGGCUUUGAGUUUUUUACGGGAAAGGAUGGAUAAUGAGAAUGAGUAUCGAGAGAAGGAAUUAGACAUGAGGAAGAAAGAUGUUGAACUGGAAGAGAAAAAAAUAGAGCGAGAAGAAAAGCAGCAUCAAGAUAUAAUGCAAAUGAUGCAAAUGCAACAAAUGCAAAUGAACUUUUUCCAGUCACAAGCCCAACAGCAGCAGCUUUUGAUGGGAAUCAUUGAGAAACUGUCAAAAUAA
Molecule: messenger RNA, 708 nt
Organism: Dendronephthya gigantea
Lineage: Eukaryota; Metazoa; Cnidaria; Anthozoa; Malacalcyonacea; Nephtheidae
Product: stress response protein NST1-like
Exons: 2
Coding region: 1-708 (235 amino acids)
Source: RefSeq, a predicted model, not a curated record